Loa loa (African eye worm) is the source of this 1631-nucleotide messenger RNA. RefSeq names its product phosphatase 2C containing protein. NCBI's taxonomy places the organism in Eukaryota, Metazoa, Nematoda, Chromadorea, Rhabditida, Onchocercidae. Bases 43 to 1410 code for a protein of 455 amino acids. The record is from RefSeq and is a predicted model, not a curated record. Gene Ontology annotation, biological process: protein dephosphorylation. The transcript has 7 exons. Gene Ontology annotation, molecular function: protein serine/threonine phosphatase activity; cation binding.
AUUUUAAGUUUCAGGUAAUAAUGAAUAUAUGUUGUGGUUGAGAUGAUUCAAAAAAUCCAACACAACAUAUGGCGACAACCACGUCGUCAUAUGCGAGGUUUACGAGACUUCACUGAUGCACAGCUUCGGUCAAACGAACAAUCUUGUACAGUUGCGAAUGGAGCUAUUGCUCGAAUAGAUAUCGCACAUUUACCUGCUAAUCAUCCUACGGAGGAUUAUUAUGCAGCUGCAAAAUGUCUUUCAUCCGAAGCCUUCCUCUUUGGUGUAUUUGAUGGACAUGGUGGUGUUGCGUGCAGCCGUUAUAUUUCGACACGGUUAUUUGAUUACAUAUCCGCUUCCGUGUUGAAAAAACAUAUUGUCACCGAUAUACCCAUUAGAGAUAGAUUACACUGGUUUUGCACGAAUGGUGAUUUAUGUGAUGAAAUAUAUCGAGAUAACCAUUUAAAAAACAUCGAAAAUUUUCAUAAGAAAGUAAUGGGCGACUCGACCAUGACAACAGUAAGGAAGGCUCUAGAAGACUCUUUUUGUGCAUGUGACAAUGAUUUGUCUGCUAAUGCAGUGAACGAAGGACACAGUGGGUACUCCAAGCAAUAUGCUGGAAUAGUGACGGCAGGCUCCUGUGCAAUUAUAGCUCACAUUCGUGGUAUAAAUUUGCAUGUGGCAAAUGUGGGUGAUAGUGCCGCGGUGCUAGGGUUGCAUAGCCGAGGCGUUAUCUCAGCCAUGCCUCUUUCGAAGCCACAUUGUACUGAUAAUGCUGAUGAGGUGCAACGAAUUCGAGAUGCUCAUCCACAUAACGAAACGAACAGUGUGAUAAUCGGUGGUCGGCUUUUUGGUGAAUUAUUUCCUCUCAGGGCAUUUGGUGAUGUUAGAUACAAAUGGUCAGCUGAACUACAAGAAGAAAUACUGGGCACCAAGAGUUAUUCCAUGCCAUAUGGACUGGACUCACCGCCGUACCUUAGCUGUUUACCAGAAGUGUUGUAUCAUAAAUUGGCUCCUAAUGAUCUUUUUAUGGUGCUUGCCACGGAUGGUCUUUGGGAUUGCCUUGAUCCGGACACAGUAGUGCGGCUGGUAUUCGAUCAUACAUUUGGUAUGCAAAGUCUCACUUCGUAUGCACCUUUUGCAGGGACUACGUUGGCACAGGUUCACGAAGACUUAGAGCAGCGAUUGCAUAGAGCAAGUAAGAAACCACUGGAUGAGAACAGCGCUACACAUUUACUUCGACAUGCUUUGGGUGGUCCUGGAGAAGUUUCGGCUCAGUAUCUACGACUAUUCGAAAUGUUGCAGUUACCACCUGAAGUAACACGUAGGUACAGAGAUGAUAUCACUAUUAUUGUCAUACAUUUCAACAAAAAAUAUCUUUAUCGUCCGGAAUCGUUUGAAGAUUCAACGACGCAGCGUAGAACUUCGUAGUUUGGAUGGAAAUGUAUACUUAAGAUGGACUUCAGUAUUUUGAUUAUUGUUUCUUUUCGAAAUCCUGUUCAUCAUCUGAACUAUCAUUGCUACUACUUACAAAACAUUAGACUCUUUGAAAUAUUUGAGAUUCCUAAUCACGAAAGACUGCGCACUUUAGUUGCUCCAUUAAUGCGAAUCAAAUAGUUUUAUUUCUGUCGUCUCAUGAUAAACUAAUGACU